Molecule: messenger RNA, 2485 nt
Organism: Salmo salar (Atlantic salmon)
Lineage: Eukaryota; Metazoa; Chordata; Actinopteri; Salmoniformes; Salmonidae
Gene: smyd1b
Product: SET and MYND domain containing 1b
Cellular component (GO): nucleus
Molecular function (GO): histone H3K4 methyltransferase activity; protein binding
Source: RefSeq, a predicted model, not a curated record
UGUGUAGUUGUUGAAGAACGUGGAAGAUAUACUUUGUAGAGGACACCCAUACAGUACUCGCUUCCAGUCUCUCUCUCUCUGUCUCCUUAACCUAACGGACUGUUUCUCUGUCUCUCGGACCGGACCACCACACCUGACAUGGACAACGUUGAGGUGUUUGACUCACCCGGAAAGGGGAGGGGUCUUAGAGCCACUAAAGAGCUGCUUUCCGGAGAUGUUCUUUUCUCAGAACCCCCUUUUGCCGCAGUUGUCUUUGACAGUCUUGCAGACAAGAUCUGCCACAGCUGUUUCCGUAGACAGGACAAGCUGCAGCGCUGUGGCCAGUGUAAGUUCGCCCAGUACUGUGACAAGACAUGCCAGAGCGCCGGCUGGAAGGAACACAAGCUGGAGUGUGGAGCCAUCAAGGCUUUCGGGGCCAUCGGGGACAACUUCGGCAAGGCACCCAAUGAGAACAUCCGUUUGGCCGCCCGCAUCAUGUGGCGCCUCGAUAAAGAGGGCGGUGUCAUGUCAGACAUGCAGAUGACCUCAUUGGAUGAUCUGGAGAACCACAUCAGUGACAUGCCUGAGGAUGAUCUGAAGGAGCUGAAGGUGGACAUCCACAACUUCUUGGACUACUGGCCACGCAACAGCAAGCAACACCGUGUAGACGACAUCUCGCACAUCUUUGGAGUGAUCAACUGUAAUGGCUUCACAGUGAGUGACCAGAGAGGUCUAAAUGCCGUGGGAGUGGGUCUGUUCCCUAACCUGUGUCUGGUCAACCAUGACUGCUGGCCUAACUGCACUGUCAUCCUCAACCAUGGCAAUCAGUCGGCUGUGAAUACUGUGUAUCACUCUCAGAUGAGGAUUGAGCUGCGUGCCCUGGGCAAGAUCGAGCCGGGUGAGGAGGUGACAGUGUCCUAUGUGGAUUUCCUGAACGUGACUGAGGACAGACAGAGACAGCUAAAAAUGCAUUACUUCUUUGACUGCACCUGUGAACACUGUAAAGGUCACAUCAAAGAUGACCUCAAGAUGGGAGGCAAGGUGGUGGACGGGGUAAAGGUACCAGAGGAGCAGGUGAAGGAGGUAACAGAGUACAGUCUGCAGAUGCUGCAGAAGAUGGAUAAGGCUCGCUUGGAGGGGAACUACCAUGAGGUUAUUAAGAUAUGCAGGGAGUGUAUGGAGAAACAGGAGCCAGUGUUGGCUGAUACACACAUCUACCAGCUAAGGAUGUGGAGCACAGCCAGCGAGGUGUUAGCCUACCUGCAGUUUAUUGACGAGGCCGCUGACUAUGCACGCAAAAUGGUGGACGGAUACAACAAGCUAUACCAUCCAUGCAACGCCCACCUGGGGAUGGCAACCAUGAGGGCAGGAGUGACCCACUGGCAGGCAGGGAAGAUAGAGGUGGGACACGGCAUGAUCUGUAAGGCCUAUGCCAUCCUGCAGAGAACACACGGACCCACACAUCCCAUCACCAAAGACCUUGAGGCUAUGCGUAUGCAGACAGAAAUGGAGUUGAGGAUGUUUAGAGAGAAUGAGUAUAUUUACAAAAGUAUGCGGGAGGCUGCCCUGAAGAACCAGCCAAUGAGCAUGAUGAACGAACCUAUGGCGGAGAGCGUCAAGAAUCUCUUCCGCCGGCAGAAGAAGUGAUCUCACACACACACACACACCACACACACACACAGACACACAGACACACACAAUAGCAUAGCAGUGUACACAGUACACACCCUGAUAUCAGUUUACAUACAGAUUGUCAGAGGAAUCAACCCUUCUCAGUUCCAACACCCAUGGCUCCUCACCAACCAUACUGUAGCUGGGAAACCCAUUCCCUCAUAUCCCCUCUCUGUAUCCCCUUGUCAGCUACACUGGUGUGAAAGAACUAGUAAAAUCAAAUUCCCAAAACACAUCCACCAUUGCUUUAACCCAACUUGCAUUUUCAAAAUCACUAGAAAUUGGAGAAGCCACUUUUAAACUAUUAUGGGCCCUUUAAUGGAAGGAUUCGGACCCGUCUGGUAACCCUUAUAUUGUAACAGACUAGAUGGACGGCCCUACCAAAGCUUUAAAGCUAGAAUCCUUAGUUGCUAUAUCUAUUUUUGGACUUAUAAAUCAAUUAUAUAUACCUAUUGAUUCUUGAAGAAUAUAACUUCUAAAUGCCUCAUGAGCUUAGUUCAACUGUCACUCCAUGAGAACCCAAAAUAUAAGCUUUUUUACUCCAAUGUUUGUAAACAAUGGAAAUGUAAACAAACACUGUAUAGCUUUAAAACAUGGGUAAAACUAUAAUUAUUAUAUUGUGGAUGGUCAGUCCUUGCAUCCAUAGCUCUGUAUAUCAAUUUGAGAGUGGUUAUAUUUCUCCAGGCCCAUCUAUCGGCUUCAUACCAAAACAGAGGAGGGGUGACCGCUUUGUUAUUGUUUCAAUUAAGAAUUCUAGCUUUAUUUUCUACACUGCUGGGCUUUUUUAACUUUAUAUAAAAAAAGUAAAGUCACAUUAAAAUUGUUGAGAAAUCAA